GAUUUAAUACAACUAAAGGAGCGUUAAUUCGUUCUAUGUUGUUCCCAAAGCCAAACGAAUUUAAAUUCUACCGCGACUCUUUCCGUUUUAUUAGAGUAUUGGCUUUGAUAGCUGUUAUCGGUUUCUUUAUAAGCGCAUACAAUUUUAUUCGUAUGGGUAUGAACGUGCAGCUGGUACUUGUACGGGCGUUGGAUUUAAUCACAAUAAUAGUACCUCCUGCGUUACCGACAACAAUGAGUAUUGGGACCAGCUUUGCUAUUCAUAGAUUGAAUAAAGCAGGGAUAUUUUGUAUAAGCCCUCUAAGAGUCAAUAUUGGUGGAAAAAUCAAUGUUAUGUGUUUUGAUAAAACGGGCACUCUUACAGAAGAUGGCUUGGAUGUUCUUGGUGUCAAGUAUAUUGAGCCAGAAACAAAUAAGUUUUCAAAAUUACAUACGAGUGCGGAUGAAUUAAACGCGCUGCAGAAUAAUGGAAGUCCAAUAAACUCAAA
Molecule: messenger RNA, 487 nt
Organism: Paraglomus occultum
Lineage: Eukaryota; Fungi; Glomeromycota; Glomeromycetes; Paraglomerales; Paraglomeraceae
Source: the annotation of a GenBank genome assembly